Molecule: messenger RNA, 3127 nt
Organism: Ostrinia furnacalis (Asian corn borer)
Lineage: Eukaryota; Metazoa; Arthropoda; Insecta; Lepidoptera; Crambidae
Product: nascent polypeptide-associated complex subunit alpha, muscle-specific form-like
Exons: 6
Coding region: 344-2911 (855 amino acids)
Source: RefSeq, a predicted model, not a curated record
CAGUAUUGGCGACUCCCGGCGAAACGAACUGAAUUACACUAUCUGAUUCGAUCAAUUUCGCGCAUAGUGUAACUGCAUCUGGUAACGAUGGUUCUGAUCGUUCUGCCGCUUCUGCAGACAACGGUACGGGCAAGAGCUGGACUUCAAACGCUUCGGAUACCCGGACAUCGAGGCCCUGGCGUUAGAGCUUGACUGGCAUCAUGAAUUUCGCGAGAAACGCUGGCGGCUGAAAGUGCGACGCUUACUCAGCGUGGAGUGCGCCAGGCCUCCGACCCCCCCAUUCGACCCCGACGACGCGCUGCCCGGUAUCCCCUAUGAUCGUAGCGUGUUUCCGGAGGAUUGCAUGGGGAUGACGGAGGUCAUCCCUUCCGAGCCGCUGGACUCGCUGGCCAGCGGCACCUCGGUGCGAGUGGUGGUGGGCGAGGUGUACUCACCCUCGCACUUCUGGCUGCAACGCCUGGGCGAGCAGUUCCAGGAGGCCCUGAGCGAGAUGAUGGAUGACAUGACGGAUUACUACAGGUUUGGCCAGGGCAAAGGACGCGUGCUAACGGUGGGCGCCGUGUGCGUGGGCCACUACUGCAGCAGCGUGUUCGAGGGCUACUGGCAUCGCUCGGUCAUCGUGCGCGUGCUGGAUAGCGACACCGUCAAGGUGCGGCUCAUAGACUACGGCACCGUGAUGAGCGUGUCGGUGGACGACCUCAAGCCGCUGCGGCGCGAGUUCGCAGCGCUGCCAGCGCAGGCGGUGCGCGCGCGCCUGGCCGGCGUGCGGCCGGCCGGCGGCAGCCUGUGCUGGUCGCACGCCACCUCCGCGUACUUCCAUCGCCUCGCGUACGACAAGCGCUUCGUCGCCAAUAUCAUCGCCGUCGACAGAGACGAGGCCAUCCUCGAGGUGUUUUUGAUGGACACAUCUGCGGACGAGGACGUGUGCAUCAGCAAGCAGUUGUUGAGCGUCGGGCACGCCGACAUUCGCCCCGACGCCGCGACGCAGAGAUCGGACUUGUACCUCUUCCCGCAGUUUGCCGCGCUCGAGUCCGGCGCCGCUCCCAACUUCUGCGAAAUCCAAACCUGCCUGCGCGACGGCAUCAUGCUCGAAUACGUGGAGGACUACCGCCGCCACGUGCCCGCCUGCCGGCCGCUGCACGAGCGCCCUGAGGCAGCAACGAGCAACGAGAGCUCGCCGUCGCCCGACGAGCAGCCGGAAACCUCGAGCGCCUCCCGGGCGCUUUGCGAUCAUCCACGUGCGCGCCCGAUAGGCCCCCGCGACCCGCGCAACGGGCCUUGCCCGCGUUGCUGCGACCCCCGCCCUGACCGGCGCGCUCCCUUCGAUCCACCGCGCGAUCCGAACAACGCUCCUAGCCCGCGCGCGCCCUCCGCUCCUCCACGUAUGCGCCCGUUGGUCCCGCGUAAUGUGCGCAGCGCCUCUAGCCCGCGACCCCCAAUCUUACAUCCACCGCGUUAUCGCCGGAAGGGCUCUCUCGAACCGUACAACGCCACUAGCCCGCAUUGUGACGGCCUCAGUGUAGAUCCGUGGGCGCCCUGCGAUUCUCCGCGUGGGCGCCCGAUGAGCCCGCGCGAAUCACGCAAUGCCCCUAGCCAGCUUUGCGACGUCCCGCUGGUGCCCCGCGUGGCCUUACGCUCUCCACGCAACGCUCCUAGCACACGUUUCAACACGCCUCGAGUGUCCCAGGGCGAUCCGCGGAACGCCCCUAGAACGCGUUGCGAUGCUUCGCGUGCGCCACGCGCCGAUCUGCUUGCGUCUCAAGGCGCCGUUCCGCGCCACCGGCCGCUCGAUCCCAAUCUGUCGAUGCGCUCGUCCUCCAGCCCUCCAGAGUCCACUUCGUGCGGCAGACCGCCGGCGUCCGAAGCUCGUCCGAUUCCCCCGAGCCCGCCUCCGUUCCGCGAGGCCCUGCGCGCUCAGUACAACGCCCCUAACCCACGUUGCGAUGCCCCGCGUGUGCCGCGCGCCGAACUGCUUGCAUCUCAAGGCGCCGUUCCGCGCUACCGGCCGCCCGGUCUCAAUCAAUUGAUGCGCUCGUCCGGCAGCCCGCCAGAGUCCGCCUCGUCCAGCGACUCGUCGGCGUCUGAAGCUCGUCCGCCUCCCCCGAGCCCGCCUCCGUUCCGCGAGGCCUUGCGCGCUGCGUGCAACGCCCCUACCCCACGUUCCGAUGUUCCGCGUACGCCGCGCGCCGAACUGCUUGCGUCUCAAGGCGCCGUUUCGCGCCACUGGCCGCUCGAUCCCAAUCUGUCGAUGCACUCGUCCUCUAGCCCGCCAGAGUCCACCUCGUAUGGCGAACCGCCGGCGUCCGAAGCUCGUUCAACUUCUCUGAGCCCGCCUCCGUUCCGCGAGGCCCUGCGCGCCCCGUACAACGCCCCUAACCCACGUAGCGAUGCCCCGCGUGUGCCCCGCACCGAACCGCUUGCGCCUCCAAGCGCCGUUCCGCGCUACCAGCCGCCCGGUCUCAAUCGGUCGAUGCGCUUGUCCGGCAGCCUGCCAGAGCCCACCUCGUGCAGUUUCUCGUUGGACUCUGUAACUCGUCCGACUCUCCCGAGCUUGAACCCGUCUGACGAGGUUCCGGCCCGGUCCCCGCCGCCAACGUACGGCGCUAGCGUAGGGCUCGGCGCCAGCGUGUUGCUGCCGAUGGUGGAUUGUGAGAUCUUCCAGCUGUUGGGAAUGGUCAAUGUCAGCGCAGCGCGCUGGUACAUGUCGAAUGCGAUAUCGCGCGCGAUGCCCACGGGCCAGACGUCGGCGUUACCAACGGCGUCCACGCUGAAUUUGGCGCCACCGGCAUCCACGCCCAACUUAGCGCCGCCGGCGUUCAUGCCGAAUGUCGCGAUGCCGGCGUCUACGCUGAACGUGGAGGCACCGGAGUACCAACCCGCCGGCGAGCGCCCGCCGCCCGCGCCCUUCUAAAGGGUUCUUUCCCGUUCUUUUCUUUCCCUUCCCUUUCUGUUCCCGUUGCCGUUGCGGGCAAAAGAUACGAGGGUGGAUUGGAAUAUUCACGGUCUAACACAUACAUAGGCACUUGAACUAUUAUGAUGUAACUGACUUCAUUCGAUUUGUUUACUCUCUGGUUGUCACAUUGUAAAAGAAGAACGGUCACGCCCCAUACAAAAAAAAACCCAGACC